This is a messenger RNA of Sardina pilchardus (European sardine), 2373 nucleotides long. RefSeq names its product multidrug and toxin extrusion protein 1-like. NCBI's taxonomy places the organism in Eukaryota, Metazoa, Chordata, Actinopteri, Clupeiformes, Clupeidae. Gene Ontology annotation, biological process: xenobiotic detoxification by transmembrane export across the plasma membrane. The coding region runs from base 318 to 2207 and encodes 629 amino acids. The record is from RefSeq and is a predicted model, not a curated record. Gene Ontology annotation, molecular function: antiporter activity; xenobiotic transmembrane transporter activity. The transcript is spliced from 17 exons. Gene Ontology annotation, cellular component: membrane.
AGUGGCUGCAGGUUACUUAAUCAGUAACUCUGCAGAGUUUUUCCCCCCAAGCGUGUGUGUCUGUGUGUGUGUGUUUGUAGGGUAUGGGAAGUGUGGGGUGUGUGUAUGAGUGUUAGGGGGUGACCGGGUGAGUGUGUGCAUGUUCUUGUGCCUCUGCAAUGGAUUGACAGCAGAAUCUGUGUGCCCCAUUGCAACACAGAACCUCUCUCUCUCUCUCUCUCUCUCUCUACUUCACCCUUUCUUGAUCUCUAUUCAGCCUCUCUCUUUCUUGCUCUCUCUCUCCUCUCUCUCUCCUCUUGGUCUUGUCUCACGGGUGAAUGGAUAAUGCGGGGAUUCCGGAGGCUACGGGAGUGCCACUGGGCACCGAGCAGCUCACAGAGGAAACAGCAGCCAGCAGGAAACUGUUCCGAUACGACUGGCUAAGACGCACAUUGCCCCUGGUCUACAGAGAGGAGCUCUACCACGUCCUACGCCUGUCUGGGCCUCUGCUCAUCUCUCGCAUCCUAAACUUCCUCCUGUCCUUCGUCAUCACCAUAGCGUGUGGUCACCUUGGAAACUCAGAGUUGGCUGGAUAUGCUUUGGCCUCAGCGACUAUCAAUUCGACCGUAGCAGCUACAGGCAUGGGCCUGGCUGUGGCCUGUGACACACUCGUCUCCCAGACCUUUGGCAGUAAGAACCUGAAGCGAGUGGGGGAGAUCCUCCAGCGCAGCACGCUGAUUCUGCUGAUCUUCUGCCUGCCUUGCUGGGGCUUCCUCAUCAACGCAGAGACCAUCCUGCUGGCCCUGGGGCAGAAGCCAGAGGUGGCCAGAAUCGCACAGCUGUAUGUCACAGCCUUCAUGCCUGCUGUUCCGGCCAUAUUCAUUCAUCAACUACAGGUGUCUUACCUUCAGAAUCAGGGCAUUAUUUUGCCCCAGAUGUACACGGCUGCUGUUGCAAAUGUCAUCAACCUUGCCAUCAACUAUAUCCUCAUAUACAAGAUGGACCUGGGAGUAACCGGCUCUGCUGUAGCCUACAGUUUGUCCAAUAUCAUGCUGUGUCUUCUCUUGUUUGGUUACAUCCGUUGGAAGAAGCUCCAUACAAAGACAUGGGGAGGCUGGUCCACUGGAUCUCUUCAGGAGUGGGGGCCCUUCAUGCAGCUGGCCAUCCCCAGCACCCUCAUGGUCUGCUUUGAGUGGUGGAUCUAUGAGGCUGGAGGAUUCCUUGCAGGGAUGCUGGGGGAGGUGGACCUGUCAGCCCAGCAUGUGCUGCUGGAACUGGGGACCAUCUCAUACAUGUUUCCUCUGGGAGUUCAUGGUGCCGCUUGUGUGCGUGUGGGGAACGCACUUGGGGCAGGGAACAAGGCCAGGGCCCUGAUCACAUGUAAAGUUGCUCUAGCGCUUACUUGUGUGCAGGCUCUGUUUCAGAUGAUUUUUUAUGCUUCAACCAGAUCAGUCAUUGGCUACAUCUUCACCAGUGAUGAGAAAAUAAUACAGAUUAUCGACAAAAAUAUGUCACUGUACAUACCCCAACAGCUCUUCGAUGGACUUGCGUGUGUGUGCUCUGGGAUCCUGGUGGGUGCAGGGAAGCAGAAGAUUGCUGCCGUGUCCAACCUCAUUUCUUACUACUGCAUUGGGCUGCCGUUGGGCUACUACCUCACGUUCAACGCUGGCCUCAGGACAUUCGGUCUGUGGCUUGGCCUUUUAAUUUGUGUCAGCCUGCAAACCUGCUUCUUCAUCACCCUCAUCUUUAAACUGGACUGGACCAAAAUGGCUGAGGAGGCUCAGAAGCGUGCUGGGAAGACUGGGGCGGUGGCGUGUGUGGGGAAGAAGCCUUCCAUCGGCCACGCUGUGCUGGACACCACGGUGCCAGAGGGGUCAGAGGGCACGGAGAUGAGCACUGAAGCUGAGCCAAUGGCUGCCGCUGCAAGCACCUGCCCUAAGGAGAAUGGCUACGCGGCAGUCAGCACUGAAGACAAAGGCCGCUCAGAGAGCAGAGAGGACGGAGGGGAGAAGCAGAAGCCACCAUCGCGGUGGCUCUCUAAUACGCAGCUACUGCUGCGCCGAGGACUGGCCUUGCUAGUGGCCAUUUUGGCUCUAGCCGUGGGGGUGACGCUCCACCUACGCUACCCACCAGUGCUGCUGCACAGCAAGCCAGCAAACUGGACGCUGGAGUGGGUCAACAGCACCGUCAUCCCAACCACUUUCCUCAAUUCCACUUCUCCCUUCUGAGAGACAGGGAUGAGCAUCAUCUAUCUAUCUAGUCAAACUCUGGGAGGACUAGGGCUGAACGAUUAUGGAAAAUAAUCUAAUUGUGAUUUUUCUCACCAAUAUUGCAAUUGCGAUGCGAUAUGUAAUUCUUUUUUAAGGUCUUUGUCUACUGUAUUAUUAUUAUUAU